AUGGGUGACGCCUCUAAGGACGACGGUUCUAGCCAAAACAAAGCGGUGCGCAAGGAAAAGAGAGCGUUACUUUUUCGAAAAUGGACACGAACCGAUUUAGCGAGGGCUUCAGCUGUUGGGGCCGUGCAUCUUUUGUGUCUACUAGCUCCGUUUAACUACAAAUGGGAAGCUCUCCGGCUCGGUCUGAUUAUUGCCUUGGUGACUAAUCUCAGCAUUACGUUCUCUUACCAUAGGAACUUGACUCACCGGAGCUUUAAGCUACCUAAAUGGCUUGAGUAUCCAUUCGCUUAUUCCGCGCUUUUCGCGCUUCAGGGUCAUCCAAUAGAUUGGGUGAGCACACAUAGGUUCCAUCACCAGUUUACAGAUUCGGACCGCGAUCCACAUAGCCCUAUGGAAGGAUUCUGGUUCAGCCAUGUCUUUUGGAUUUUCGACACCAGUUACAUGAGAGAAAAGUGUGGAGCACGUAACAACGUGAUGGACUUGAAGCAACAAUGGUUCUAUAGGUUUCUUCGAAACACAAUUGGUCUCCAUAUCUUAUCAUUUUGGGCCCUCGUCUAUUACUUGGGUGGUCUUCCUUACCUAACUUGCGGCGUGGGUAUUGGAGGAGCAAUCGGUUACCACGGGACUUGGCUCAUAAACUCGGCAUGUCAUAUUUGGGGUUCGCGAGCUUGGAACACAAAGGACACCUCUCGUAACGUUUGGUGGCUAGGACUAUUCACGUUGGGAGAGAGCUGGCACAACAACCACCAUGCCUUUGAGGCAUCGGCUAGGCACGGACUGGAAUGGUAUCAGGUAGACAUAACUUGGUACCUCAUUCGGUUCUUCCAGGCUCUCGGUUUAGCCACUGACGUCAAAUUGCCUUCCGAUGCUCAGAAACGCAAGUUGGCUUUCGCUCAUUAA
Molecule: messenger RNA, 900 nt
Organism: Arabis nemorensis
Lineage: Eukaryota; Viridiplantae; Streptophyta; Magnoliopsida; Brassicales; Brassicaceae
Source: the annotation of a GenBank genome assembly